Molecule: messenger RNA, 1411 nt
Organism: Helianthus annuus (common sunflower)
Lineage: Eukaryota; Viridiplantae; Streptophyta; Magnoliopsida; Asterales; Asteraceae
Product: peroxisomal and mitochondrial division factor 1
Exons: 14
Coding region: 60-1274 (404 amino acids)
Source: RefSeq, a predicted model, not a curated record
AAGUGAAUUUGAAACGGAACAAUAAAAACAGAGUUGCAGUGGAAAUUGUUAGCGGCAAAAUGAAGGAGAGCAAAGUCUCAGAAUUCAAGCUGAAGCUCCAAACCCUAAUCACGGAAGUUCGUGAACUCAGAGAAAAAGAAGCUGUUUCUUCCGAUCAACUUCACAGUCAAUUCCAGAAAUGGAAGCAAAGUGAAGAAGAAUCAUGUAGAAAGAUAACGGAGUUGGCAGCAGAGUUAGCUUCAUCUGUUCAACUCACCCAACAACUCCAACGCAAGGUGCAGUUCCUUGAAGAUGAAAAUUAUCUACUUCAAAGCAAGCAUAAAGAACUUAAGGAAACUAUAAACUGCAUAUUACAAGCUAAGGAAGCUUUCCUCAAUGCUUACCAGGAAUCUACUUGUGAAAUGAAAAGAUCCAUUGAAUCCAGAGAUAGAAAGAUUGCCACGCUUUCCGAGAAAAUAAACGCUCAUCUUUUAUCAUUGGAAUCGGUACGCAAGGAGGCGUCCUUAGUCAAGCAAGUAGUGGAUAACGCACAGCAUGCUGUCGAUGAGAAAGAGGAAGUAGUGGCUCGUUUAAAGAUACAAAUGGAUAAAGUGUGCGAAUUGGAGGGCUUACUCAUUGAAAAAAACAAUGACCUUGAAGCUAAACUGAAAAGUAACGAGAAUGAGUUGUACAGAAAAGAUAGGGUGAUUGCAGAGCUCCAGACACAGCUGGAGACUGCAAAAAUAACCAAUCAACGUCGGUCAAAAAUAGAGGAGCUUCAGGAAGCUAUGCUAAUGAAAGAAGGGAUCAUUGAGACCUUAAUUUUAGAGAACAAGGCCUUGCGUUCGGAACUAGGGAUGCUGGAAGUUUCUUUUAAAGUUGUUCAAGAAACUAUGACACAUAUGGAUGAAGAGGAUAGAGUUGCUUACUCGUUAAUCUUGGCAAACGAAGAAAACGACGCAACAGAAAAAGACGGGGAAGAUGACAGGAUCAAUCAUGAUAUCAAAAAUUGUGAAGCAAAUUCUCAUCACGGGGCUCCUAGAGCACCUGUUGCAGAAAUUGCAGAUUCACCAUGUAAGGAGCAUGCUCAUAUUGCCAUUCCGUUGAGGGAGAACAAUGUCCACUCUUGUGUGUCAGAGUCGACUUUUUCCCCUUCAAGUUCGGUUCACUCGGAGUCUCAGCCUACAGCAGCAAAUGCUUCAAAUGUGCCUGGCGCUGAAAAUAAGGAUAAGUGCAACACUUGUAUACAACAGCUAGAUUCGGAAUGCUCAACUACACGGACAGGAACAUCUUGAUAGUGUCAUUUUUAUAAAAGGUAACAAUUUAUCUUCAAGUGGUUAGUAAUGUGAAUGGUAUAUGAUGUUUACUUAAAGACAUUUGUUGUCUGGGCUCUUGGUUUUCUGGAUAUUUUAAAUGCAUAGCUUAUAAUAUA